AUGGCUCUGCCCGAGCUAUCCCGUUCGGCGGGCAGCAGCCGGACAAGCAUGGGGAGGCGUCGUUCCGGAAGCUUUCGGGAGUUGUGGACCGACCCAUCGGACGUGUUCCACUCUAGGGGGAACGAGGAGGAUGAUGAAGCCACUCUUCGAUUGGCAGCCCUGUGGAAGCUAGCUGGGUCGCGGAGGGAAGUCGAGCAGUACCUGUCGGGCUGCAACGCUGUCGACGUCGCCUCUUUCAGCAGCCAGGAAGGGAAGAUCUUCAUGGACAGUGCCCGAGAGAUCAUCGAGGACAAUGAGCGGCUCCUCCGCCGCCUCAGGGAACGAAUAGACAGGUCUGUUUUCCUUCUUCCUGUUUAUAUGUUUAAUAGAUUAGUGGGUAUAAUUUUUUUUAAUUUGGGCUUAUUUCUAACGUGCAACAGAGUGGGGAUUGAAAUGCCAAAGAUUGAAAUCCGGUUCGAAAAUUUAUCGGUAGAAGCAGAUGCAUACGUGGGAAAGAGGGCUCUUCCCACGCUCCUAAACUCCGCAAUCAACGCAAUAGAAGUCUGAAUUUCCUUGCCAUCGUAUUUUCGAUAUUUUCUGAAUCAUUCUUCCUCAUCCUGUUCCGUUAAUCUUAUCUUAGGUCUAACUGAGAGGUGAAUUUCCGUAUGAUUCCGCAGGGAAUUGUCGGCUUGGUUGGUCUGUCCCUCUCCAAGAAAGCGGUCAAUAAGAUCUUAACAGGUGUCUCGGGAAUUUUGAAGCCUUCAAGGUACGUCGACGGAGUCGUCACAGUGAAACCAGUAAAACUAGCGAAAUAAUAGGAAUUCGGAACUCUUAAGAUAAUAUCCUUCUGAAAGUUAUUUGAGACGGCCUUUCUCCGUCAGAGAUGCCUCCUGUUGACCUCUACUUAGAAUCAGUAGUCAGGACGACAAGAGCUCUCCUCGGUUCGUUUGAACCAUAAUUCUUUCAUUCAGGAUGGUUCUUCUUCUGGGCCCCCCCGGAUCAGGGAAGACAACUCUAUUAUUGGCUCUUGCAGGAAAGCUAGACAAGAGCCUCAGGGUAAAGUCGAACCUAAUUAGUUAAUUGCCAGUCAAUCGACCUUCUCCUCUUUUUGACGAAUCAAAUCGUUCAACAGGUAGAUGGCGGGAUCUCUUACUGCGGCCACGCGCUGACGGAGUUCAUCCCCCAGAGGACUAGUGCGUACAUCGGUCAACACGAUCUUCACCUCGGCGAGAUGACCGUUAGAGAAACUUUAGGCUUCUCUGGGCGGUGUCUGGGCGUCGGAUCCAAUCACGAGAUGCUGUUGGAAAUGUCGAGACUGGAGAGGGAGGCUGGAAUAAAUCCAGACCCUGAAAUUGAAACAUUCAUGAAGGGUACCAUGUCACGAGAAAACGGCCAAAGUGUAGCCACGGAUCACAUUCUCAAGGUCUUCCGUUUUGUCUAGUUCGUCAAGUUUCCCCUUUUUAUUUAGUAUCUGAGAAUACGUACUGACCUAUUAUCGAUCAAUCCGGCAAACGUCAUGGGCAGAUGCUCGGGCUAGAUGCGUGUGCUGAUGUCUUAGUAGGUGACGAAAUGAGGCGAGGAAUCUCCGGGGGACAGAAGAAACGUGUGACUGUCGGUAAGGGAGCGAUGACAGAGGUUUGAGACCAAGAUAAAUUCAGCACUUAACGACGUUCCUCCAGUUAUCAGGCCGCCACAUGCACAAUAAUAACACAUAACUCUUCAAUUCGCUCGCCACUUGUAGGUUUCGUUAUAUUUUUACCACACAAUCUUACUGCAACUAUCUUUGGGCUUCCAGGUGAGAUGCUGGUUGGACCGGCGAGAGCCCUAUUCAUGGACGAGAUAUCUAAUGGUUUGGACGCCUCCACAGCCUUUCAGAUCGUGAAGUUCCUGCGGCAGAUUGUUCACACGCUGGAUGUAACCAUGGUCAUCUCCCUUCUUCAGCCGGCUCCCGAAACCUUUGACCUUUUCGAUGACAUCAUCUUGCUGUCGGAGGGGAAGAUCGUAUAUCAGGGUCCUCGUGAGAAGGUUCUCGAUUUCUUUGAGUUCAUUGGCUUCAAAUGCCCCGAAAGGAAAGGGAUCCCUGAGUUUCUUCAGGAGGUGACGUCUAGAAAUGAUCAGGAGCAAUAUUGGACCCUGAAGGAACGGACGUACAGGUACAUAUCAGUUAACGAGUUCGUCGAAGCUUUCAACUCGUUCCACAUUGGCAUGCAGAUGAAAGGAGACCUUGAGGUGGCUUAUGAUAGAUCCAAAACUCAUCCAGCUGCAUUAGCCAAGGACAAAUACGGCAACCCUAGCUGGGAGCUCUUCAAGGUAUGCUUUACGCGAGAGUGGUUGCUGAUGAAGAAAAACGCAGUUCUCUAUAUAUUUAAAACCGGCCAACUGAUAUUCCUAGCUGCGCUUGGAACUAGUGUCUUCCCGAGGACACAGAUGCACCGCGAGUCGAUCGCCGAUGGGGGGAAGUAUUUGGGGGCGCUAUUUUACGGCCUGGUUUGUGUGAUGUUUAAUGGGAUGGCGGAGAUCAUAAUGACUGUUGUGCGGCUGCCUGUCCACUAUAAACAGAGAGAUUUAUUAUUCUAUCCUUCUUGGGCGUUCGGCUUGCCAUUGGUUCUCCUGAAAGUUCCGAUCUCACUUUUGGAAUCAGCCAUCUGGGUCUCUAUCACCUACUAUGGAAUGGGGUUUGCACCACCCGCCGGGAGGUAGGAGGAUACACCACGCUGUGCUUUUGUCAUUGUGCCGACUGAAAACAUUAUUAGCAUGCUGGGUCCAGCUUCUUACCUUGCGUUAAUUUCAAUUUGAGCUCCCAUAGUUUUGUGGUGAUCACUAACUGGACGGUGACUAGGGAUUCAACUGAUACUCUUCCGAUAUAUUCAGAUUUUUCCGGCAAAUUUUGGCGUUCUUUUGGACGCAUCAGGUGGCUAUGGCUUUGUUUCGGUUCAUAGGCGCAGCUGGAAGAUCGAUGGUGGCUGCCAACUCCGUCGGUGUUUUUGGCUUGCUCAUUAUGUUUGCGCUCUCAGGAUUUGUCAUAUCUAAAGGUAAUAAAAUCGAUACCAUUAUUUCGCGCCCCCAUAAAUACAUGCAUGACUGGAUAUAGUUACCAGAUGAGUUGUUUUGUCGAUUGGUUAAAUGUUUACGAUUAGGACUUCUAAAGCUAUCUGGUUCGUAUUACUGUUUCACACAUGUAUACUGCAUCAAUAUCUGUGUUCUAAUAUAGCCACUGAUAUACUGCUAUACAGUCCAUCUGUUCGAAAGUCUAUACUAAACCCGCGUUGGUUUACCUCUUUUUUUCUCUAAGACGACCUCGACGCGUGGUGGAUAUGGGGCUACUGGACCUCCCCAAUGAUGUACGGUCAGAAUGCUCUGGCCAUCAACGAGUUUCUUGAUUCCAGCUGGGGCAAGGCAAAAUUCCUCUCUCAGGCCUAGUUGAUCUUUAUAUUUCUUCCGUGGUAGAUAGCAUUGUCCGUCUUCGCGUAAUUAAUGAAUCUGAUGGGCGAUGACAUUUCUGCAAGGAACAGCCGAACAACGACACCAGCAUCGACGCCACCACGGUGGGAAUGGCGGUUCUGAAAUCUAGGGGGAUCUUAGUGGAUGGCUACUGGUACUGGAUAUCCAUAGGAGCUCUGAUACUCCUCACUGUAUUCUACAACCUCGGCUUCGUUGCUUGCGUCACUUACCUGGACGGUAAGUGAUAAUCACUUAUUGCUGCUGAUGGACACCGGGGCUUGUGAAAUAUUAUAACCACUUCUUGAAGUGCAUUAGGAGACAAACGUCUAUUAAUCAUUUUACGUUUCGGAAGCUAAGCAUCGCUUUUCCUUCCAUUUCCGGAUAGAGUUUUCUCAAUGCAGGGUUAAUGAUGACAUGAAAAACUGAUGUCUCAUGCAGCUGUGGAGGAAUCCCGUGCCAUCGUCAUAGAUGACGACGAAGAAACAAAACUACAGGGGUUGUCGCCACCGCAGUGCGUCGAAAGAACUGGAGGGAUUGCACCCGGCGGGACUUCGGCCAACGGUACCAGAUUUUUCUACCUUGCUCUCUGCUCUGACUGACGCAUUUGAGAUGUUCCCCCGACUAAUCAAGUCUUCUGACCUAUCUAUCUCCAGGUACCCGCGCAAACGGCGAUUCUACGAGGGGAAUCGUGCUGCCUUUCAAGCCUCUUUCUCUUUCAUUCAAUCAUGUGAACUAUUACGUCGACAUGCCCGCCGUAAGUUUGUUCAUAUUUUUCUACGAUUUCGACAAACUCUUUACCUUUUGAAACAAAACAUGCAUGUUUAUCAGACAUUUUCCAUGAUUUCUAUGAUCAUUACACAAAUAUGAGACAAAUCACGACAUGAUACUGACCCAUUAGUUAACGCAUAAAGGUCUUGUUCAGUUAGGAUUGACAUGAUCUUUUAAUCAGGAAAUGAAGGGCCAGGGGACUGAGGAAACCUAUCUCCAGCUGCUCUGCGACGUCAGCGGCGCCUUUAGACCAGGAAUUCUAACGGCGUUGGUCGGCGUUAGCGGAGCCGGGAAGACAACACUGAUGGAUGUUCUAGCCGGAAGAAAAACUGGAGGGUACAUCGAGGGAGACGUCUCCAUCUCCGGUUAUCCCAAAAACCAGGCGACCUUCGCUAGGGUCACCGGCUACUGCGAGCAGAACGACAUACAUUCCCCAAACGUCACCGUCUACGAAUCUCUCGUCUACUCUGCGUGGCUCCGUCUCCCUCCCGACGUGAAACCAGAAACAAAGAAGGUGCGUUUAAUGAACUUCGCUUUUCUUUCACAGACUUACUCUUCACUCCUCCAUUCUCUUUCCCCACACUGUUAAGCCCAUCGGACAUCGUUCGCAUACCUCGGUGCCUUCUAUAUGUUCCAGACGUUUGUGGAGGAAGUGAUGGCCUUGAUUGAACUGGACCAACUGAGGGACGCUCUGGUGGGUCUCCCGGGAGUUAACGGCCUCUCCACCGAGCAGAGGAAGAGGUUUACGGUCGCCGUUGAGCUGGUCGCAAAUCCUUCGAUCAUCUUCAUGGACGAGCCGACUUCGGGCCUCGACGCCAGGUCGGCGGCUAUCGUCAUGCGAACCGUGAGAAACACGGUGAACACGGGAAGGACGGUCGUUUGCACAAUUCACCAACCCAGCAUCGAUAUAUUUGAGUCUUUUGACGAGGUACAUUUCUUAUUCAUCUCGAAUCAUUUCUGAUCGUACGUUUUACGCACUGAUAUGCUGCAAUCAACUGAUUUUUGUAGCUCAUUUUGAUGAAAUUGGGAGGGCAAGUGAUAUACGCGGGGCCACUCGGCCAGGGAUCCCGGAGUCUUAUAGAGUACUUUGAAGUAAGUUCCCCGCUGCCAUAGUCUGAUUCACCGUGUGUGUUCUGAUGAUGUCAAGAACCGCCGCUUGUGCAGGCGAUUCCAGGGGUUCCGAAGAUUAAGGAGGGUCAGAAUCCUGCCACUUGGAUGCUCCAGAUCAGCGUUCCUUCAGUGGAAGCUCACCUCAAUCUUGAUUUCGCAGACAUCUACUCGAGAUCCUCGUUGUAUCAGUGAGUCUUCUGAGACGCUAACGUGCGAAUUAAAUAUGUUAAUUCGGAACGCCUCUUGAAUGAACCUGUUCUGGUAUCUUUCAGGAAAAAUCAGCAUAUUAUCGAGGAGCUAAGCACUCCUGCUCCCGGUUCACAGGAUCUCUAUUUUCCCACGAAGUACGCCCAGAGUUUUGUUACUCAGUGCACGGCAUGCUUCUGGAAACAGUACUGGUCCUACUGGAAGAACCCCUCGUACAAUGCCGUUAGAUUCUUCACAACAGUUGUCAUGGCUCUUAUAUUUGGCACACUUUUCUGGAACAAGGGCCAACAGACGUAAGCUGAUUAGUUCUUUACAGAAAAUCGUUCCAACAGCGUUGAAUGAUAAGAAAACCUCGAGCAAAACUAUCGUUGAAUGAUGCUUUUCAAUCAUGACUUUUCGUCGUUGUGGCGUGAACAGGAACACCCAACAAGACGUGCUGAAUCUGAUGGGGGCUGUGUAUUGUUUUGCUUUCUUCCUCGGAUUCACUAUUGGCGCAACAGUGCAGCCCGUGGUGGCUAUUGAGAGAACUGUGUUCUACCGUGAGAGAGCAGGGGGCAUGUACUCGGCCUUCGCCUAUGCCUUUGCUCAAGUGAGAAACAUUUCUGCCCAUUUCCCAUUAUUUCCCACAUGAUUUGACAAUGCCGGAAAAUGUCUCAAUUUCGUUAAUUAAUUGGUCUCACUGUUCGUGUUCGUGGCAGGUGGGCAUUGAAGUUAUCUAUAUUGCAGGCCAAGCCCUAGUAUACUGCCUUAUCUGUUACUCCAUGAUAGGUUUUAGCUGGCAGGUGGACAAAUUCCUGUGGUUCAUCUUCCUGGUGUUCAUGUGCUUCCUCUACUUCGGGGCACAAGGGAUGAUGUCCAUAGCAAUCACCCCGGCAUAUCCAGUCGGUGGCAUUGUAAUGCUUCUGUUCUUCAACUUUUGGAACAUCUUCAGCGGUUUCCUCAUCUACAGACCAGUAAGUAAACUAGCAAACUAUAAGCACGCUAGAGGAUAUAAAUAAACCAUAUCACGAAAAUAUACCGCUCUGCUUCACUCAUUGUUCAUCUCAUUUUAAGUUGGAUAGGCUGCUCAGCAUAAUACUACGCCAGUGGUUACUGUUUAAGAUUGGCUUUUGGCUUGUGACCGCAUUAAUAUUGUUUAUAUGGCUGAAGAAAUCAGACUCUGUCACAGUUUAAUAUUGUUUAAUAUUCUGUUGGAUUACCUGUGGGAUUAACUUUCUGUCGCAGUUAGAUAAUGAUGAUACACCUAUCGAAUGAGUUUUGUCCCGGCUGUCUGCAGAUGCUUCCCAAGUGGUGGACGUGGUGUUACUGGACGUCACCGGUGGCGUGGACAAUCUAUGGGCUGAUAGUGUCUCAGUUUGGGGACAGCGAGGAGAUGCUUCAAAUUCCAGGGCAGCCUAGCAUGACGGUCAAGGCCUUCUUGAAAGAGGUGCCGGGAUAUGAGCGUAGUUUCUUAGGGUACGUGGCAGUAGCCCACAUCGGCUUUGUGACUUUCUUCUCCCUAGUCUUCGCCUUUGGCAUCAAGUUUAUCAAUUUCCAAAGGCGGUAG
Messenger RNA from Spirodela intermedia, 7051 nucleotides. The record is from the annotation of a GenBank genome assembly. NCBI's taxonomy places the organism in Eukaryota, Viridiplantae, Streptophyta, Magnoliopsida, Alismatales, Araceae.